AUGGCAACCGAGCCGAAAGCCACGAAGGACCCGAUCGACGCCGACGCCGAGGACUCGGACGAUGAAGACUACAACCCAGAGCAAGACACGGAGGCCAAGGUUGAGGACGAGCUCGAUGCGAAGGAGGAGCAAGAAUUCCUGCGCAAGCAUGCUGCCAAGCAGCCCAUGGCCACGAACGCGAGCAAGCGCAAGGUCGACGAUCUCUGGGCUGAUAUGAACGCCGACACGGCGGUCUCGGCCACGUCGACGAGCAAGACAGCCAAGCUACUGCACAAGCUCGUGCAAGGCCCACCAAAGAAGAAGAAGACCACAAAGGUCCGCGAGUUUCACAUGCCCAUCAUGGGCUGCUCGGGCAAGUCGCGCGGGGGCGCACCGCUCAAGCAAGAUGCAACCGUGACCCAAGUGCUCAAGUUUGCCGGUCAAGAGUACACGGUCAAAAAGUCGGCGGCGGACAAGAAGACGGGUCUGGACGCCAUCGUCGACGCGCUCCAGCAGCCCAAGAAGGUGUCGACGAUCGAAAAGUCGUCGAUGGAUUGGGACUCGUUCAAGGAGAAGGAAGGGAUCGUCGACGAGCUCGAGCAGUACACCAAGGACGGGUACUUGGAGAAGAAGGACUUCUUACACCGCGUCGACUUGCGCAAGUUUGAGCUCGAAAAGGCCGAGCGUGAAAAGGUGCGCCGCGCCAACAACUAAGAAGUGCACGACUACGGCGUUGAAAUAUA
Molecule: messenger RNA, 722 nt
Organism: Saprolegnia diclina VS20
Lineage: Eukaryota; Oomycota; Saprolegniomycetes; Saprolegniales; Saprolegniaceae
Exons: 7
Coding region: 1-693 (230 amino acids)
Source: RefSeq, a predicted model, not a curated record